Falco peregrinus (peregrine falcon) is the source of this 963-nucleotide messenger RNA. RefSeq names its product forkhead box B1 (gene FOXB1). Gene Ontology annotation, biological process: regulation of transcription by RNA polymerase II; anatomical structure morphogenesis; cell differentiation. The transcript has a single exon. NCBI's taxonomy places the organism in Eukaryota, Metazoa, Chordata, Aves, Falconiformes, Falconidae. Bases 1 to 963 code for a protein of 320 amino acids. Gene Ontology annotation, molecular function: DNA-binding transcription factor activity, RNA polymerase II-specific; RNA polymerase II cis-regulatory region sequence-specific DNA binding. The record is from RefSeq and is a predicted model, not a curated record.
AUGCCUCGCCCGGGCAGAAACACUUACAGUGAUCAGAAGCCGCCCUACUCCUACAUCUCGCUGACCGCCAUGGCGAUUCAGAGCUCCCCGGAGAAGAUGCUGCCCCUGAGCGAGAUCUACAAGUUCAUCAUGGACCGCUUCCCCUACUACCGGGAGAACACGCAGCGCUGGCAGAACUCCCUCCGCCACAACCUCUCCUUCAACGACUGCUUCAUCAAGAUCCCGCGCCGCCCCGACCAGCCGGGCAAGGGCAGCUUCUGGGCCCUGCACCCCAGCUGCGGGGACAUGUUCGAGAACGGCAGCUUCCUGCGCCGCCGCAAGCGCUUCAAGGUGGUCAAGUCGGACCACCUGGCCCCCAGCAAGCCGGCGGACGCUGCGCAGUACCUGCAGCAGCAGGCGAAGCUGCGGCUCAGCGCCCUGGCGGCCACCGGCACCCACCUGCCCCAGAUGUCUACCUACAACCUCGGCGUGUCCCAGCCCUCCAGCUUCAAGCACCCCUUCGCCAUCGAGAACAUCAUCGCCAGAGAGUACAAGAUGCCCGGCGGCCUCGCCUUUUCCACCAUGCAGCCCAUGCCGGCCGCCUACCCCCUCCCCAACCAGUUGACUACGGUGGGCAGCUCCAUUGGCACGGGCUGGCCCCACAUGUACAGCUCCGGCAUGAUCGACACCGCCACCCCUAUCUCCAUGGCCAGCAGCGAGUACGGCGCCUACGGCGUGCCCAUUAAGCCGCUCUGCCAUGGGGGGCAGACUUUGCCGGCCAUCCCCGUCCCCAUCAAGCCUACCCCCGCCGCCGUGCCGGCCCUGCCCGCCCUGCCCGCGCCCAUCCCCACCAUCCUCUCGAACUCGCCGCCCUCCCUCAGCCCCACGUCCUCGCAGACGGCCACCAGCCAAAGCAGCCCGGCCACCCCCAGCGAGACUCUCACCAGCCCGGCGCCCGCCCUGCACUCCGUGGCGGUGCACUGA